UUUUAGCGACCAUGAGAAAUGCUUGACUGGACAGGAUUCGUGAGCAGUUAAUAUUUUUUUCUCCCUGAACCUCUUACCAAUAGCUGACACUGACAAUUUUGCAGGCUCACCUUUUGCUGGUUUAUACAUCUACAUCAAAGUUUGCCUAAUUCGAGUUAAACAACACACUUCCCUCACUAGUCUCUGCUGAGAACCUGCUCUGUUCAGAUCGCCAAUUGCAAUUGCAAUGGCAACAAUCCAAUUGCACGGGAAUCACCGAUCGCUCUUCACCACCAAUGUCAUGGCUUGUUUUCAUGAUAAGGAGAUCGAUUAUGAGUUCAUCUCUGUGGAUUUCUCAACAGGAGCUCACAAACAACCUCCUUUCCUCGCCCUUAAUCCGUUUGGACAAGUGCCCGCCAUUAAAGACAACGAUUUCACAUUAUUCGAGUCGAGAGCCAUCAUAAAAUACCUGGCGGAGAAAUACGAGGGGCAGGGCAGCAAUCUGAUGGGGAAAACCUUGAGCGAGCGGGCGGUGGUGGAGCAGUGGUGUCAAGUUGAAUCGCAGACAUUCAGUCCGCCCUGCUCCCCCAUUAUUGUGCAGAUCGUGUACGCCCCCAUGUUUGGGGGAAAGACGGACCAGGCCAUUUUGGACACAAAUGUGGAGAAGCUGGGCAAAGUGUUGGAUGUUUAUGAAGAGAGGCUGUCCAAGAGCAAGUAUCUGGCCGGGGAUUUCUUCAGCGUUGCAGAUCUUUCACAUCUUUCGCAGAUAAAUUGUCUGGUGAAUGUGGCCGACAAGGGAGAUCUCAUUACCUCUCGCACUAAUGUGAAUGCGUGGUGGGAACGUAUUUCCUCUCGCCCUGCCUGGAAAAAGGUGUUGGACGAAAUCAAAUCUUAAUUUACCCUCUGCACUGCAGGUCUCAGAGCUGCCAUGAGCGCAAUUUUAAAUAAAUAAUUGAAUAAAUCUUAGUUAAUAAAAUUGGACAAUUGAUUUUUAAUCUAAAUUUUCUCUACCGAGAAAUGACUGUCUUUAUAAGAAAAGAGUAGCCUGGAAAACUGUGAAACAGAUUUUUUUCAAAGAAUCUUUCCACUACAUCACUGAUUUGGUUUUUCUGAGCAAGUAAAUUGACGUUUUUGUGUAUCUUAUAGUUUUAUGUAGUUUCAAAGGUGUGAUUGUGGAAGUUGCUUAAGUGCAGCUGGUGUUGGAUGUUCAGCAAGAGUAUAUUUUCUAUUUUGUAUUUAGAAUGAUUCUUAAAGUUGUGAGGUUAUUUUCAAGAACAGUUUUAUGUGUGGAUAGUCUUAGUUGUGUAAGACAAGUUUCCUUUCUCAUGUGUCAUGUAAGGAAACUUCCAGUUUGCAUGGCAUGGAAGGAUUUAGUUUCUUUCCCGAGUCAUGUAAGGAAUGUUUCUCUUAAGAUGUGUUGUGUGAGGAAAGUUUCACUUAUCUUGCAUAGUUGAUGUUUUCAUCAAGAAUGCA
Molecule: messenger RNA, 1452 nt
Organism: Cryptomeria japonica (Japanese cedar)
Lineage: Eukaryota; Viridiplantae; Streptophyta; Pinopsida; Cupressales; Cupressaceae
Product: glutathione S-transferase F10
Exons: 3
Coding region: 227-874 (215 amino acids)
Cellular component (GO): cytoplasm
Molecular function (GO): glutathione binding; glutathione transferase activity
Source: RefSeq, a predicted model, not a curated record